This is a messenger RNA of Knipowitschia caucasica, 336 nucleotides long. The record is from the annotation of a GenBank genome assembly. NCBI's taxonomy places the organism in Eukaryota, Metazoa, Chordata, Actinopteri, Gobiiformes, Gobiidae.
AUGUUUGUGCGACGACGCGGCGCUGUGCGCAGAGGGACCCGCAAAGUGCACGGUGUCACAUUAGAGUGUCUCUUGUUCGCCUCCUCUCACAGCCCUGUCAGUGAAUGCAGCUCUCUGGUCUCCGGGCUCUGGACCUGGAUCGGAGCUGAGCUCUUUGUUGCGCCGCCGCCUCGACAGCGAUGCGCGGAUGAGGCCGAGUGCCCGGAGCCGCUGCGCUCUGGACAGACUGAGCCUGAGCCUUUACUCUGUGCCGAACAGGACGUGAUAUCUCCCUCUAAACAGACCACCAGCAGUGUGCUGCAGGUAGCAGACAGCAGCCCCUUUGUGGUGCUGUAG